AUGACUCUGGAAGGCCCAUGUUGGGCAAAGAGAGAACCUGGAGGCUUCCUUACAGCCUGGCGUCCUCCAGCUCAGAUUCUGCUGGCCUGGGUGGUUCUAUCGUGUAUGGAAAAUGGUCAAUGCUACUGGGAUGGGGCCCAGGAACCUGCGAGUCCAGACCGUGUGAGAAGACGUGGCAGGCCUGCCAUCAUUUUGCAGGGGCCUAACGUCUGUGGUUCCCGCUUUCAUGCCUACUGCUGCCCUGGCUGGAGGACUCUGCCUGGCAGGAAACAGUGUAUUGUCCCUGUCUGCAGGCAUACCUGUGGCAAUGGCUUCUGCUCCCAGCCCAACCUGUGUACCUGUAUGGAUGGGACCCUGGCUCCCAGCUGUGGCGUAAGUAGAGCAUCACUGGGGUGUAGCAUGAGCUGCAUGAAUGGGGGCAGCUGCCGAGGGGAAUCUUGUCUAUGCCAGAAAGGCUACACGGGCACUGUGUGUGGACAACCCAUCUGUAUCCACGGCUGCCGUAACGGAGGACGCUGCAUCGGGCCAAACCUCUGUGCGUGUGUCUAUGGAUUCAUGGGGCCUCAGUGUGAGAGAGACUUCCAGAUGGGGCCCUGCUACCCCCAAGUGAGUCCUGAGGGGUGCCAGCGCCAGCUGACAGGUCUUAUGUGCACCAAAGCUCUCUGUUGUGCCACUGUGGGCCAUGCCUGGGGACUUCCCUGCCAGCUCUGCCCUGCACAGCCACACCCCUGCCGCCGAGGCUUUACCCCAAAUGUUCACACAGGAGCCUGCCAAGAUGUGGAUGAGUGCCAGGUCAUCUCGGGCCUGUGCCAGGGUGGCAGCUGUCUCAAUACAGUGGGCUCCUUCAAGUGCCACUGUCCUGCUGGACACCAGUUCAAUAUCAAAGACAUCAAAUGUGAAGAGCGCCAGGUGGGCACCUGCUUCUCAGUGCUUAUCAGAGGUCAGUGUGCUGCAGGCCUCACUGGCCACUACACUCACAGACAGUGCUGCUGUGACAAGGGCAGGUGCUGGGCGAGUGGUCCAUCCCCAAAGCUGUGUCCUCCACGGGGUUCUGGUGAAUUCCUGAGACUGUGUGCCCAAGGGCUCCCCCUGCUGCCUGCCUAUACAAACCUCUUCCCUGGACUCUCAGAAGUUGGACCCAAUAACCUGGGGUCUGCCCUAGGGCCAGCACAACACAACCACCAUGGUUCCAAUGGGCAUGGGCACCAAGGUUCCACACUGAGCUCUGGCAACUCCAACAGCGGAACUAUAAGUUAUCCAUUACUACCUGAAGUCUACAUGAGGGACCUGGGGAAUGUGACUCAUUUGAUAGAGUGCUCUCCUAACAUGGGAAGCCAUGAGUUUCUUCUCCUGCACAAUGCACUGCAUAAAACAGUCAUGGGCAUGCACAUUUUCUGUGCAGAUGUGAGGCUGGGGCUGUGUUUCCUACAUUGGGAUGAGGAUGACUGUGGAAUUCCCCUGCCUGGCAAGUACCGGAUGGACGUCUGUUGCUGCUCCAUUGGGACAUCAUGGGGAGCUGAGUGCAAGGUUUGCCCAGAGCCCAGCUCCCCAGAAUUCUUCAAACUGUGUCCCCAAGGGCUGGGCUUUGCCAGCCAGGACUUCUUGUCUGGCCGACCCUUCUAUAAAGAUUUGAAUGAAUGCAAGGUGUUCCCUGGCCUGUGCACACAUGGCACCUGCCGCAAUUCUGUGGGCAGCUUCCACUGCUCCUGUGACAAAGGCUUUGCCCUGGAUGCCCGAGAAAGGAACUGCACAGACAUCAAUGAAUGUCGUAUCUCACCUGACAUCUGUGGCCACGGUUCCUGUGUCAACACCCCAGGCAGCUUUGAGUGUGAUUGUUUUCCCGGUUUCACUAGUGGCUCUUUGCUGAUGAAGAACUGCGUGGAUGUAGACGAAUGUGCUAGGGACCCGCUGCUCUGCCAGAGAGGCACCUGCAUCAACACAGAAGGGAGCUAUGAAUGUCACUGUCCCUCUGGACAUGGGCUGAAGGCCCAAGGCACUGUCUGUGAAGACAUCGAUGAGUGCACCACAAGUGACAGCCUCUGUCCGCAGGGCCAGUGUACCAAUGCCAUUGGUGCUUUCCAUUGCUCCUGCCACACAGGUUUCCAGAGCACUCCCGAUGGCCAGGGUUGCACGGACAUCAAUGAAUACCAAGUCCAGAACAGCGGCUGUGAAGUGCAGUGCACAAACGUAAAGGGAAGCUUCCAAUGCAGCUUUUUGGCAGGAUGCCCAGUAGGAGAACAUGCACAGGAUGUGGAUGAAUGUGAAGACAACCUAGGCCUCUGUGGAGAAGGCCAGUGUACCAACGUGCCAGGAUCUUACCAUUGCAUUUGCUAUGAUGGCUUCUCAGUCUCACCAGACAUGAAGAUUUGUGUAGAUGUGAAUGAGUGUGACAUGAAUCCCCACCUCUGUCUCCAUGGGAACUGUGAGAACACAAAAGGAUCCUUUACCUGUCAUUGCCACCUGGGUUAUGCCAUCAGGAAGGGAGCUCCAGGAUGCUCUGAUAUGGACGAAUGUGAGUUUAGAAGACACAAUUGUGACAGGCACGCCUCCUGUCUCAAUAUCCCCGGGAGUUUCUUCUGUAGAUGCCACCCAGGCUGGACUGGGGAUGGCUUCAAAUGCCACGACCUAGAUGAAUGUGCCAUCCAACAACAUCGUUGUGCUCCGGAAGCUGACUGCCUCAAUACCCUGGGCUCCUACCACUGCACAUGCCAACCAGGAUUUGUUGGAGAUGGCUUAUUCUGUGAAGACAAGGAUGAAUGCAUGGAGAAUGUGGGCCUCUGUGAUAAUGGACAGUGCCUCAACGUACCUGGCGGGUACCACUGUGGAUGUGAUAUAGGCUUCAGCCCCACCAAGAACCAGCGAGCGUGCUGGGAUGUGGACGAGUGUGCUCUUGGGAGCCUGUGCCUGUUUGGGAACUGUGAAAACCUGCCUGGAAUGUUCCGCUGCAUCUGUGAGGACGGCUAUGAACUGGACAAAACUGGAAGCAACUGCACAGAUGUCGACGAGUGUGCAAAUCCUGUGAACUGCAUCAAUGGCCUAUGUGUUAACACCCCUGGCAGCUACCUCUGCAACUGCCCCCAGGACUUUCAGCUUACCCCCAGUGGGACCGGCUGUGUUGACACCCAGACCAUGAUCUGUUUCCUGGAUGUGCAGGACCAAGAUGACGGUGGCAUUUCCUGUAGUGCAGAGAUUGGAAUUGGUGUCAGCAGAGCGUCUUGUUGUUGUUCCCUGGGUCAGGCCUGGGGAAACCCCUGCAAGCUGUGUCCAACAAGCAAUACCUCAGAGUAUAGGACCCUGUGCCCCGGUGGUAAGGGUUUCCGGCCAAAUCCCAUCACUUUGAUUCUGGAAGACAUCAAUGAAUGCCAGGAGCUACCCAGACUGUGCCAGGGAGGCAACUGCACCAACGCCUUCGGUACCUUCCGAUGUGAGUGUCCUCUUGGAUACAGCCUCAGUGAAGAUACCCGCACCUGUGAGGAUAUUGGUGAAUGCUCCACACACCCAGACAUCUGUAGCCCUGGCCCAGGCUACAGCUUAAGCAAUUACACCUGUAUCUGCCCUGCAGCGUUCCUGCAGGUCAGCAGUAGCAACAAUCUGUCGCUGAACCAUCUCACCAGUCUGCGGCCUGCAUUCUUUACUCCCACUUCAGCUGCAGACACAAGAAAGAACAUGUGUUUCCGGCACUGUCGUGGUACAUGUGGGAACACGCUGAACUUCAGUGUGACCCGGAGGAUGUGUUGCUGCUCCUACAGCAUGAGGCAGGCCUGGAACAGACCCUGUGUGGCCUGUCCCACCCCUGCCUACUAUAUUGAUGAGUGUCUGAGCCUGCCAGGGACCUGUCUGCCAGGCACCUGUCAGAACUUGGAAGGAUCCUUCCAGUGCAUCUGCCCCCCUGGCUUCCAGGUGCAGAGUGGCCAUUGUAUUGAUAUUGAUGAAUGCUUGGAGGAGCCCAGCCUCUGCUUUCUUGGCACCUGUACCAACAGUCCUGGGACCUUCCGGUGUCUCUGCCCUUCUGGCUUUGUCCUCUCUGACAGUGGACACUACUGUUUUGACAUUCGCUACAGUUUUUGCUUCACCCAGUUUGAGGCUGGAAAGUGUUCAAUGCCCAAAGCUUUCAACACCACGAAGACCCAGUGCUGCUGCAGCAAGAACCCUGCAGAGGGUUGGGGGGACCCCUGUGAACUGUGCCCUCAGAAGGACAGUGUUACUUUUCAGGAGCUCUGUCCCUUUGGCCAUGGGGCUGUCCCAGGCGCAGAUGGCUCCAGAAAAGAUGUGAAUGAGUGUUCAGAGAAUCCUGGCAUCUGCUCUGGUGGUCCCUGUGUCAACACUGAUGGCUCCUUCCAUUGCAAGUGUCCCUUUGGCUACAGCCUGGACUUCAUCAGCAUCACCUGCGUCGGCUUUGAGCCUGGCCCCGUGAUGAUCUGUGAAGACAUUGAUGAGUGCUCCCUGAAUCCACUUCUCUGUGCUUUCCGCUGCUACAACACUGAGGGCUCUUACCUAUGCACCUGCCCAGAUGGCUACACAUUGAGGAAGGACGGCGCCAUGUGCCAAGAUGUGGAUGAGUGUGCAGAUGGGUCUCAGGAUUGCCACACCCGAGGCAUGCUGUGCAAAAACCUCAUCGGCACCUAUGCCUGUAUCUGCCCGCCUGGCAUGCAGCUCCAGCCCUCUGGGGAGGAUUGCACAGAUGAGGAUGAAUGUCAUGCCCAGUCCAGCCUCUGUGCCCAUGGUCGCUGCAUCAACACAGUGGGAAGCUUCCAGUGUCAUUGCGAUGAGGGUUUCCAUCCCAGCCCCACCUUCACUGAGUGCCAUGAUAUCCGGCGGGGACUCUGUUUCUCGGAGGUGCUACAGGCCAUGUGUCAGAGUUGGUCAAGCAGUGGUGAAGCUGUGCCCAGAGUCGAGUGCUGCUGCGGAGGCGGCCGGGGCUGGGGUCCCCAUUGUGAGCUUUGUCCCUUGCCUGGCACCUCUGCCUACAGAAAGCUCUGCCCCCAUGGCAAGGGCUACAGCACCGAGGGCCAAGAUGUGGAUGAAUGCCACAUGUUUGCUGACCUGUGCCACCAUGGCGAGUGUAUCAAUAGCAUUGGUUCCUUCCACUGUGACUGCCAAGCUGGGUAUACACCAGAUGCCACUGCCACUGCCUGCAUGGAUGUGGACGAGUGCAGCCAUGACCCAAAGCCAUGUGCCUUCCUCUGCAAAAACACCGAGGGCACCUUUCUGUGCGCCUGCCCCCGUGGCUACCUGAUGGAGGAAGAUCUCAGGACCUGCAAAGACCUGGACGAAUGCACCUCCAGGCAACACAACUGCCAGUUCGUCUGUGUCAACACCAUAGGUGCCUUCGCCUGCCACUGUCCUCCUGGCUUCACGCAGCACCACCAGGCUUGCUUCGAUAAUGAUGAGUGCUUGGCCCAGCCUGGCCUCUGUGGCACCCAUGGACACUGCCAGAACACCCCAGGCAGCUUCCACUGUGAGUGUGAUAGAGGCUUCAUGCUGGACAGCUCUGGCCACGGCUGUGAAGAUGUAAAUGAAUGUGACAGACCCCAUCGUUGCCAGUUUGGCUGCCAAAAUGAGCUGGGGGGCUACCGUUGCAACUGUCCCCAAGGCUUCACCCAGCAUUCCCAGUGGGCCCAGUGUGUGGAUGAAGAUGAGUGUGCCCUGUCACCCACGGCUUGUGGCAGUGCCUCUUGCUACAAUACUCUUGGCAGUUUCUACUGUGUCUGCCCCUCUGGUUUCAGUUUCAACCAAGACCUUGGAGGCUGCCAGGAUGUGGAUGAGUGUGCAGAGCAAGGCAGCCCCUGCAGCUAUGGUUGUGCCAACACACCUGGUGGCUUCUUGUGUGGCUGUCCACAAGGCUACUUCCAGGCUGGACAAGGACACUGCAUCUCCAGCCCUGGGUUCAGCUCUGGAUCUCGGGCCACCCCAGAUGAGGAAGAGUCACUCUCACCUGAAGCCUGCUAUGAAUGCAAGACCAAUGGUCUCUCCCCUCAAGACCGACCAAGGCGCAGCAUGCAUGGAGGUCAUCAGGUGAGCCUGGCUACCCUUGAUGCGGAAGUCCCCUUGACCUUGAGCCUGAACAUCUCACACCUGAGCCAAGUCAAGCACAUCUUAGAAUUUCGACCAGCUCUUGAAAGUCUGGUAGGCCAGAUCCGUUAUGUUAUUGCCAGAGGCAACAACCAAGGUUUCUUCCGCAUGAGUCACCUGGCUGGCUUCAGCUCCCUGCAGGUUGCCCGUGGGAGACCAAGACCGGGGAAAUACCAGCUAGAGGUGGUGAGUAUAGCAGGAGCUCAGGGCCAACCAGGGCCGGCAAACCAAGCCCUGCGGCUAACAGUCCAACUGCAACUGCUCUAG
Molecule: messenger RNA, 6339 nt
Organism: Arvicola amphibius (Eurasian water vole)
Lineage: Eukaryota; Metazoa; Chordata; Mammalia; Rodentia; Cricetidae
Gene: Fbn3
Product: fibrillin 3
Exons: 46
Coding region: 1-6339 (2112 amino acids)
Molecular function (GO): calcium ion binding
Source: RefSeq, a predicted model, not a curated record